This is a messenger RNA of Anolis sagrei ordinatus, 1070 nucleotides long. It is a transcript of the gene XRCC2, whose product is annotated as X-ray repair cross complementing 2. Gene Ontology annotation, cellular component: centrosome; replication fork; Rad51B-Rad51C-Rad51D-XRCC2 complex. Gene Ontology annotation, molecular function: ATP binding; ATP-dependent DNA damage sensor activity; four-way junction DNA binding. The record is from RefSeq and is a predicted model, not a curated record. Gene Ontology annotation, biological process: double-strand break repair via homologous recombination; DNA strand invasion. NCBI's taxonomy places the organism in Eukaryota, Metazoa, Chordata, Lepidosauria, Squamata, Anolidae.
UGCCGUCUCCAUAGGAAAGCUGUGCAGCGGAGGGGAUCCCGCGCGCUCGCUCGCUUCCCCAGCUAGGAUGACUGACAGGUUCGGGAAGGCGGAAUCGGGCGCCCAGCUUCUGGCACGACUCGAGGGCAGAGAUUCACUGAAAGAUCUUGAACCUUGUCUGUUUGCUGAAGAAGGACAUCCCAUUCAUGGAGAUUUUGUUGAAUUCUAUGGCCCAGAAGGGGCAGGAAAAACAGAAAUGUUCUACCAUCUUAUUGCCCGUUGCAUUCUUCCAAAAUCGAGAGGUGGUUUGGAAGUUGGCUUGCUUUUCAUUGACACAGACUUUCAUUUUGACAUGCUGCGCUUAGUGACUAUUUUGGAACACAGAUCGUCCCAAGGCACAGAAGAUAUGAUAAAGCAGUGUCUGCGGAGGUUGUUUCUUGUUAAUUGCAGCAGCAGCUCUCAGUUGCUUCUCACCCUUUAUUCUCUGGAAAACAUGUUUUGCUCUCACCCUUCGCUCUGCCUCCUGAUUAUUGACAGCAUAUCAGCUUUUUAUUGGAUUGAUCGAGUCAACGGAGGGGAGAGCAUUAGUCUACAGGAAGCAAACUUAAGGAGAUGUGCUCAGUUCCUUGAGAAGCUUGUCAGAGAGCAUCAUUUAGUUCUGUUUGCAACGACUCAGGCAAUUAUGCAGAAAUCACUGAAUGCUGCCGAAAGCUCCAGAAAACACAACGGUGAUGGAGAUGUGGAUUACCGGCCUUACCUCUGCAAGUCAUGGCAACAGCUGAUAACCCAUCGGGCCUUUUUCUCCCGACAGUGCCGUCCAGACAACACCCAAAGUUUUUCUAUUACUACUUGUGAUAUCCGAAACAACUCAGUGAUAAAACGCCCAUUUAGCAUUUUGGAAAGUGGGGUCCAGUUUUAACAGUGGGCUACUUUUAAAAGGGACUGUUGACACUACAGUAAAAUCCAUGUAAACAUUGUAUACUGUUUUUUUUAAAGAGUAAGAUAACUUUUACAUGUUUCUACUGCUGUUUCUUAAAAUGUUGUUUUAAAAGCCACAUGAUUGUUUAUUAUUUUGUCACUUUAAGAAAUCA